AUGCCUCCCAAGUCCGGUAAGAAGGUGGCACCCGCCCCUUUCCCUCAGGGAAAGGCUGGCUCUAAGAAGGCUCCCAAGAACCCCCUUCUUGAGCGCAAGCCCCGCAACUUCGGCAUCGGCCAGGACAUCCAGCCUCGCCGCAACCUGUCCCGUAUGGUGAAGUGGCCCGAGUACGUCCGUCUUCAGCGCCAGAAGAAGAUCUUGAGCAUGCGCCUCAAGGUCCCCCCUGCGAUUGCCCAGUUCCAGCACGUCCUCGACCGCAACACUGCCGCCCAGGCUUUCAAGCUCCUCAACAAGUACCGCCCUGAGACCAAGGCCGAGAAGAAGGAGCGUCUCGUCAAGGAGGCCACUGCCAUCAAGGAGGGCAAGAAGAAGGAGGAUGUCAGCAAGAAGCCCUACACUGUCAAGUAUGGUCUCAACCACGUCGUUGGUCUUAUCGAGAACAAGAAGGCUUCUCUCGUCCUAAUCCCCAACGACGUUGACCCCAUUGAGCUGGUCAUUUUCCUUCCCGCUCUUUGCCGCAAGAUGGGCGUCCCCUUCGCCAUUAUCAAGGGCAAGGCUCGUCUCGGUACCGUUGUUCACAAGAAGACCGCCGCUGUCCUCGCUCUCACCGAGGUUCGCUCUGAGGACAAGAACGAGCUGUCUAAGCUCGUCUCUGCCAUCAAGGAUGGCUACAUCGAGAAGACCGAGCAGGCGAGAAAGCAGUGGGGUGGUGGUAUCAUGGGUGCCAAGGCACAGAAGCGCACCGAGAAGAAGAGGAAGGCGCUUGAGACCGCUAUCAAGGUCUAA
This is a messenger RNA of Colletotrichum chrysophilum, 789 nucleotides long. RefSeq names its product 60S ribosomal protein L8B (gene RPL8B). The record is from RefSeq and is a predicted model, not a curated record. Gene Ontology annotation, biological process: ribosome biogenesis. The transcript has 4 exons. Lineage: Eukaryota; Fungi; Ascomycota; Sordariomycetes; Glomerellales; Glomerellaceae. Gene Ontology annotation, cellular component: ribonucleoprotein complex. The coding region runs from base 1 to 789 and encodes 262 amino acids.